Diospyros lotus (date-plum) is the source of this 784-nucleotide messenger RNA. RefSeq names its product anaphase-promoting complex subunit 6-like. The coding region runs from base 1 to 678 and encodes 225 amino acids. The transcript has 6 exons. Lineage: Eukaryota; Viridiplantae; Streptophyta; Magnoliopsida; Ericales; Ebenaceae. The record is from RefSeq and is a predicted model, not a curated record. Gene Ontology annotation, biological process: cell division. Gene Ontology annotation, molecular function: protein binding.
AUGCAAGGCAGUAAGAUAGUGGCUCAGUAUGAAGCUGAGUUUACAGCCUUAGCCAGGUAUACCCCUGAUUUGAUUUCUACAGAGGAGAAGAAGGCUUCUAAGUUCCAGCGAGGGUUGCACCUCGAGAUUCAACAUGCGUACGGCAAUGUGAGAGUCACAUAUUACCCCACAGUGGUGGAGGUGACUUAUGCCAUUGAGAGUGAUCGUGGGGAGUGGAGAGCAGCCCAUCCUAACAACCCCAAUAAACAAAUAACUAAGACAGUUGAUAUAAUUAUGAAUAUUGAAGCUAGAUCAAACCUGAUAUGGUAUAAAAAGGCUGUGUGGUGGUUUGAGAAGACUUUAGCUCUUGUUCCUUCAUCUUUAAGUGAGAUGUGGGAAUCAACUGUGGUUAAUCUUGUCCAUGCACUAAGAAAGUUGAAGAGGUACAGAGAGGCAAUUACAUGCUAUGAGAAAGCACUGGCAAUAUCAACUAGAAGUUUGAGUACUUAUGCUGGCCUUGCAUAUACUAUCACUCUGCAGGAUAAUUUUACUGCGGCAAUUACAUACUAUCACAAGGCUUUAUGGCUGAAACCAUAUGAUCAGUUCUGCACGGAAAUGUUGACUUUGGCCCUAGCAGAUGAAUGUCGCUUUGGUGUACGGACUGAAAUAGAUUCUCAUUCUGAUGAGAUAUUUAUAUAGAGAGAAUGUCAUUUAGUCAAUUUGUAGAUUUUACAUGGUAUGCUAUGCAUAUCUAUUUAUUGUAUUAAAAUAGAUAUAGUAGGCAUCCCUGUCAAAGGGGAAGACU